Molecule: messenger RNA, 1858 nt
Organism: Peromyscus maniculatus bairdii (prairie deer mouse)
Lineage: Eukaryota; Metazoa; Chordata; Mammalia; Rodentia; Cricetidae
Source: RefSeq, a predicted model, not a curated record
GGUUGGCCAGGAAGUUCCAAGGAUCCUUCAGUCUGUUCUGGAACUCACACACAUGUGGGAAAAGAUGGAUGGCUUCUCCUGGUGGCCUGCCAUGGUGGUGUCCUGGAAAGGCACCUCCCAGCACCAGGCUGUGCUUGGCAUGCAAUGGGGAUGGUGGUUUGGUGAUGGCAAGUUUUCUGAGGUCUCUGCUGACAAACUGGUGGUCCUUGGCCCUGGGCUGUUCAGCCAGCAUUUUAACCUGGCCACCUUCAAUAAACUGGUUCCUUAUAGGAAGGCCAUAUACCACACUCUGGAAAGAGCCAGGGUGCGAGCUGGCAAGACCUUCCCCAGCAGCCCGGGAGACUCGCUGGAGGACCGGCUGAAGCCCGUGCUGGAGUGGGCCCACGGCGUCGAGGGCCUCAAAUCAAACAGCAAGCAACCAGAGAACAAAGGUCGAAGACGCACCACAAAUGACUCUGCCGCUUCUGAGUACUGUCCCACACCCAAGCGCCUCAAGACAAACAGCUGCGGAGGGAAAGACCGAGGGGAGGAUGACGAGAGCCGAGAGCGGAUGGCUUCUGACGUCACCAACAACAAGGGCAAUCUGGAAGACCGCUGUUUGUCCUGCGGUAGGAAGAACCCUGUGUCCUUCCAUCCCCUCUUUGAGGGUGGGCUCUGUCAGAGUUGCCGGGAUCGCUUCCUGGAGCUCUUCUACAUGUAUGAUGAGGACGGCUAUCAGUCCUACUGCACCGUGUGCUGCGAGGGCCGGGAGCUGCUUCUCUGCAGCAACACCAGCUGCUGCAGGUGCUUCUGUGUGGAGUGUCUGGAGGUGCUGGUGGGGACAGGGACAGCCGAGGAUGCCAAGCUGAAGGAACCCUGGAGCUGCUAUAUGUGCAUCCCACAGCGCUGCCAUGGUGUCCUCAGGCGCAGGAAGGAUUGGAACAUGCGCCUGCAAGACUUCUUCACGACUGAUCCUGACCUCGAAGAAUUUGAGCCGCCCAAGUUGUACCCAGCAAUUCCCGCAGCCAGGAGGAGGCCCAUUAGAGUCCUGUCCCUGUUUGAUGGAAUUGCGACAGGGUACUUGGUGCUCAAAGAGUUGGGUAUCAAAGUGGAAAAGUACGUCGCCUCCGAAGUCUGUUCAGAGUCCAUCGCCGUGGGAACCGUUAAGCAUGAAGGCCAUAUCAAAUACGUGGAUGACGUCAGGAAAAUCACAAAGAAAAAUAUUGAGGAGUGGGGCCCAUUUGACUUGGUGAUUGGUGGAAGCCCUUGCAAUGACCUCUCCAAUGUCAAUCCCGCCAGGAAAGGCCUAUAUGAGGGCACCGGCAGGCUCUUCUUUGAGUUUUACCACUUGCUGAAUUAUACACGCCCCAAGGAGGGCGACAACCGUCCAUUCUUCUGGAUGUUUGAGAAUGUGGUAGCCAUGAAGGUCAACGACAAGAAAGACAUCUCCCGAUUCUUGGCGUGUAACCCAGUGAUGAUCGACGCCAUCAAGGUUUCUGCCGCUCACAGGGCCCGAUACUUCUGGGGCAACCUCCCUGGGAUGAACAGGCCCGUGAUAGCUUCAAAGAAUGAUAAGCUCGAGCUGCAGGACUGCUUGGAGUUCAGUAGGACAGCAAAGUUAAAGAAAGUACAGACAAUAACCACCAAGUCGAACUCCAUCAGACAGGGGAAAAACCAGCUUUUCCCUGUAGUCAUGAAUGGCAAGGACGAUGUUUUGUGGUGUACUGAGCUCGAAAGGAUCUUCGGCUUUCCUGCCCACUACACUGACGUCUCCAACAUGGGCCGUGGCGCCCGCCAGAAGCUGCUGGGAAGGUCCUGGAGUGUGCCAGUCAUCAGACAUCUCUUUGCCCCCUUGAAGGACUACUUUGCAUGUGAAUAG